Messenger RNA from Physeter macrocephalus (sperm whale), 2834 nucleotides. It is a transcript of the gene VAC14, whose product is annotated as VAC14 component of PIKFYVE complex. Gene Ontology annotation, biological process: phosphatidylinositol biosynthetic process. The coding region runs from base 275 to 2395 and encodes 706 amino acids. The transcript is spliced from 17 exons. Lineage: Eukaryota; Metazoa; Chordata; Mammalia; Artiodactyla; Physeteridae. The record is from RefSeq and is a predicted model, not a curated record. Gene Ontology annotation, cellular component: PAS complex; endosome membrane.
CAUGGCCGCUGCCCCUUGAGCCCGGCAGGUGCUGACCGGGAGCGGGUCUCGUGAGCUGUUUGGCGGCCAGGGGCAGGGGUACGGAGACGGUGUCCGGGCCUGGGUUCCGAGGCGGCGCGCGGCGGCGGAGCGAGACAGGCGGCCCGGGGCGGCGUGGUCCAUGAGCCGGCGCCGGAGGCAGCGCGGAGCCGCAGACUCCCCUAGCCCCGGCGCGGCCCGGGCUGCCGCGGGCUGAGGAGUCGCGGGGCUCCGGGGAUCGCCCCGAGCUGCCACCAUGAACCCCGAGAAGGAUUUCGCGCCGCUCACGCCCAACAUCGUGCGCGCCCUCAAUGACAAGCUCUACGAAAAGCGGAAGGUGGCAGCACUGGAGAUCGAGAAGCUGGUCCGGGAGUUCGUGGCCCAGAACAACACCGUGCAGAUCAAGCAUGUGAUCCAGACGCUGUCUCAGGAGUUUGCCCUGUCCCAGCACCCGCACAGCCGGAAAGGGGGCCUUAUCGGCCUGGCCGCCUGCUCCAUCGCGCUGGGCAAGGACAUCGUGACGGAGAGCAACAAGUUCGACCUGGUGGGCUUCAUCCCCUUGCUGCGGGAGAGGAUUUAUUCCAACAACCAGUAUGCCCGGCAGUUCAUCAUCUCCUGGAUCCUGGUUCUGGAGUCCGUGCCAGACAUUAACCUGCUGGAUUAUUUGCCAGAGAUCCUGGAUGGACUCUUCCAGAUCCUGGGCGACAACGGCAAAGAGAUUCGGAAAAUGUGUGAGGUGGUCCUUGGAGAAUUCUUGAAGGAAAUUAAAAAGAACCCCUCCAGUGUUAAGUUUGCUGAGAUGGCCAACAUCCUGGUGAUCCACUGCCAGACCACGGAUGACCUGAUCCAGCUGACAGCCAUGUGCUGGAUGCGGGAGUUCAUCCAGCUGGCCGGCCGGGUGAUGCUACCCUACUCUUCUGGGAUCCUGACCGCUGUCUUGCCCUGCCUGGCCUACGAUGACCGCAAGAAGAGCAUCAAGGAGGUGGCCAACGUGUGCAACCAGAGCCUGAUGAAGCUGGUCACCCCCGAGGACGACGAGCCCGACGAGCCAAAGCCAGUGGUUCAGAAGCAGGCAGAACCCAACCCUGAUGACUCCUUGGCAAAGCAGGAGGGAACAGCCAGUGGAGGGCCCGAUGGUUCUUGUGACUCCAGCUUCAGUACCGGCAUCAGUAUCUUCACUCCAGCCAGCACCGAGAGGGCCCCGGUCACCCUCCACCUCGACGGGAUUGUGCAGGUGCUGAACUGCCACCUCAGCGACAUGGGCAUCGGGAUGAUGACCAGGAUCGCUGUCCUCAAGUGGCUCUACCACCUCUACAUCAAGACCCCCCGGAAGAUGUUCCGGCACACAGACAGCCUCUUCCCUAUCCUACUCCAGACGUUAUCAGAUGAAUCCGACGAGGUUAUUCUGAAGGAUCUGGAGGUAUUGGCAGAAAUUGCUUCCUCCCCCGCAGGCCAGAUGGAUGACCCAGGCCCCCUUGAUGGCCCUGACCUCCGGGGCAGCCACUCAGAGCUCCAGGCGCCCACCCCUGGCAGAGCCGGCCUCCUGAAGACUCCUGGUACCAAAGGCUUGGAAUGUUCUCCUUCGACUCCGACCAUGAACUCCUACUUUUACAAGUUCAUGAUCAACCUUCUCAAGAGGUUCAGCAGUGAACGGAAGCUUCUGGAGGUCAGAGGCGGCUUCAUCAUCAGGCAGCUCUGCCUCCUGCUGAACGCGGAGAACAUCUUCCACUCGAUGGCGGACAUCCUGCUCCGGGAGGAGGACCUCAAGUUCGCCUCGACCAUGGUCCACACCCUCAACACCAUCCUGCUGACCUCCACUGAGCUCUUCCAGCUGCGAAACCAGCUGAAGGACCUGAAGACCCCGGAGAGCCAGAACCUGUUCUGCUGCCUGUACCGCUCCUGGUGCCACAACCCAGUCACCACGGUGUCCCUCUGCUUCCUCACCCAGAACUACCGGCAUGCCUACGACCUCAUCCAGAAGUUCGGGGACCUGGAGGUCACCGUGGAUUUCCUCACGGAGGUAGACAAGCUGGUGCAGCUGAUCGAGUGCCCCAUCUUCACAUAUCUGCGCCUGCAGCUGCUGGAUGUGAAGAACAACCCGUACCUGAUCAAGGCCCUGUACGGCCUGCUCAUGCUUCUGCCCCAGAGCAGCGCCUUCCAGCUGCUCUCCCACCGGCUCCAGUGCGUGCCCAACCCCGAGCUGCUGCAGACAGGAGACGGUCUGAAGGCAGCCCCCAAGUCACAGAAAGCAGACUCCCCGAGCAUCGACUACGCCGAGCUGCUGCAGCACUUUGAAAGGGUCCAGAAGAAGCACCUGGAAGUGAGGCACCAGCGGAGUGGGCGUGCGGAUCACCUGGACCGGAGGGUUGUCCUCUGAUAGGCCUGCCCUGGAGAAGGGCCCAAGGAGUGGUCCCAUGGAGCACUUGGGGUCUUCAGGCCCCCUCCCCUCAGAGCCCGAGGACCUGCCUCAGGGGCAGGGCUGGUCCUGGCCACCAGCGCAGGGCAGGGUAGGGGGCUGGAAGCUCUGUCCACCCAAGCUCCCCUCACAGGCCCUCCAGCGCAGUCAGCUGCACUCUGGCAUUCAGACAGAGCUGGCUUCCCGCCAGGGUGAGGCCGCAGCCUCAGACGCCCCCAUUUUCUGGAAUCGGGUUCUUUCUAAUGCCCUCUUGUAAAAGAGCUUGACCUCCCCAGCGCACCAGAGCUCUGGCCUCCUGUGGAUGUGUGUGUACAUAUGUGUAUACACAUCUGUGCACAUAGGGACCAGCACAGAGGUCCAUAUGAACGGCGCACCCUCUGCCCCAAUAAAGAAACGCAAC